UGUCCAGUCAAAAAUCAAAUGAAUAAAAGCAUGUUAACGUAUACAUUUUUUGCGAGUCUAUGUUCGUUAAAGUUUCAACACUUGUUUACGUCUUUUAUCGCUUAUGUAUCUGACUGCUAUUCAAUAUCAACAAGCAAUAGAAUAGUUUAAUUUCAGUUAUUAUUUAAUAAAUUAUAAAUUAAUUGAAAACAAUUUCUACUUAAAAUUAGUAUAUAUUAUCAAUAUUUAUUUUAAAUAUAAAUGAUAGAAAAAGAAUAUUUAUGUUUAUUUUGGGUGUGAAUGUACGUGUUGGUCUUGUCUUCAGCUACAAUCACACACCCACAGCCACAGCCAGACGCCACACUCACACGCACCCACACCCCACCCAAAGUUAAAGUAGUUGGGCGAUGUUUAAAAGAAGGUAAUGAAAAUGAACAAAAAUACAAACACUUAGAAUUUUAUUUUAUAUGAAAUUUAUUGAUUUAGGUUAUAUUCAUCAAACUAAUGAUUCUAUUGUUGUUACACGUGAUGCUGGUUAUGGUGGUUUAUCGUUAACAAUUGUAGAACCAUCAAAAGCUGAUAUUGAAUGUCAUGAUAAUGAAGAUGCCUCAUGUCUUGUUACAUAUAGAGCAACUAAACCUGGUAUUUAUAUUGUUAAUGUCAAAUUUGCUGAUAAACAUGUACCUGGUAGUCCAUUUACCAUUAAUGUUGGUGAUUCAGUUAAAGCUGGUUCAAGUCGAGUUUUUGCUUCAGGUGAACUAUGUGAAUUAUUAAUUGAUACACAAAAUGCUGGUCCUGGCACAUUAGCUGUUACAGUUGAUGGACCAUCAAAAGUUGAACUUGAUUGUAGAGAAGUAUCCGAAGGUAUAGAUCCAUUAGUUAUAUUUAUCAGUUAA
Messenger RNA from Rotaria sp. Silwood2, 875 nucleotides. The record is from the annotation of a GenBank genome assembly. Lineage: Eukaryota; Metazoa; Rotifera; Eurotatoria; Philodinida; Philodinidae.